AUGUCACGUUUAUUCCCUGAACAUUUCUUUGAGAAGACGAAACGAAAUUCCAAUCUGCAGUUAGAGGCUGUGAGAAAUCCAUCCUUGCCAUCGUCACAUUCUUCCAAACCAAGUAUUUCAUCACACUAUAUUUCAAUUCCAAAACAAACAGAAAAUUCUGUUAUUCCUUUUAACAUUCAUGGACAGGGAUGUGUGAUUCUUGAUCCGGGAACAGAAAAUAUCAAGACAGGGCUAGCAGGUAAUGAUUUACCGCAAUUUAUUAUUCCAACAAUUAUUGCAAAACAUUCAAAAUAUUCUCAACAUAAUGCCUAUGGAUCGGAUGCUUUGAAAUUACAGAAUGAAAUUUCACACAAUCAUCAUCAUCCUGUUGGAAAUUACAAGUCUAAUAGCAAAUCCUCUCGUCAUCAUGAUUUUUCACUGUGUACUCCAAUGGGUUAUCAAAGUCAAGCAUCCACGACUGGUUCUUCAAAUUACACCUAUUUAAAUCCAGUAGAGAGAGGAGUAAUUAUAUCACUCGAUGAAAUGGAAAAUAUGUAUUCGUAUAUUUUCAAAAAUUUACUUAGAGUUAAGAGUCAAGAGAAUGGUAUUUUGUUCAAUGAGAAUAUUUCCCUGUAUCAUUUAUUGGAAUCGAGUCGAGAAGUUGAGAAAUAUAGAGAACGAAUGACUGAAUUGUUUUUUGAAAAAUUUCAAAUUCCAUUUCUUUAUGUGGCAAUACCUCAAGUCAUGAGUUUGUAUUCAGUUGGAAAAACAACUGGAUUUUGUGUGGAUUUUGGUCAUGCAACGACUAGUGGAUUGGCUGUUAUUGAUGGUGUGGCAAAUUUUGUACAUGAGGAUUCUCAAAAACCAACACACUUUUAUUUACCUUUUGGAGGUGGAGAAGUUACAGAACAUUUAAUCAAACUCUUACAAGAAAAUUCACAAAAUCAAUCCAUCAAAAUUAGUACAAGUGUCGAACGAGAAUGUGUGAAUGAUGUCAAGAAACUUUUAUGUUAUAUUGCAAUAGAUUAUUCAAAGGAAUUUUCAAAAUUUGAGAAAAACGAAUCAGAGAGCACCACGACCUUUCAGUUACCAGAUGGAAAAAUUCUUCACAUUGGAAGAGAGAAAUUCGUCUCGUGUGAAAUUUAUUUCCAACCCAGUUUGGUGACUCUCUCGAAUCUGAGUCAUUCUCCUGUUAAGAGAGGACGUUCUGCAUCGAUUAAGAAACUUGCUCUUAAUACAACACAUCCAUCGAACAACUCUUCUUUAGCAAGUAAUUGGAAAGGUGUUCACGAAUUGAUACACGAUUCCAUUUCUCAAUUCAAUUCUGACACCAAUAUUCAAGAACAAUUAAUUGGAAACAUUGUACUGAGUGGAAGUUCAAGUUUAUUCAAUGGAAUCGAAGGAAGAAUGUUGCGAGAUCUCAAACGACAAUUAGCUCUCCACAAGAACAUUCAAUUAUCUCAAACCAAAGUCAAAGUUUCAUCAUGUUCCAAUCAUGAUUCACAUCACCACGAAUCCAAGACCAAUCCCAUUUCCAAAGAUCAACACCAAUCUCUACGAGCUGAAUGCAGUUCCUUCAUUGGAUCCUCCAUUUUGGCUUCAUUUCAAGACUUUGUUCAUUUUGAUCGAGCGGAUGCUGGCGAGAGUAGUUUUGCCUCAAGUUUUGCCAUGACAAGACAUGUCUUUCAAGAGGAAGGAGCAUCAGCCAUUCACAAAUACUACAACGCAUGUUAA
Naegleria fowleri is the source of this 1713-nucleotide messenger RNA. RefSeq lists its product as uncharacterized. The transcript is spliced from 2 exons. NCBI's taxonomy places the organism in Eukaryota, Heterolobosea, Eutetramitea, Acrasida, Naegleriidae. The coding region runs from base 1 to 1713 and encodes 570 amino acids. The record is from RefSeq and is a predicted model, not a curated record.